AUGCCAAGGGACCCAAGCUCAGGGAUCAAUCAAGAUCUCCUCCCCCAUGUCCACCUCAUAUCGACCCACCGCUAUGCAUUGAUGCCCCGAGUCGACAUCCAAGAUGUUGCGAAGUGGCUCAUGGACGCCCCCCGCAUCGCCAAAAACCAGAGCCCCUUCCACUGGACGUAUUUAGAUGGACCCGUUGAUGGCACGAUACUUCUCACAUGGCAACCACUCGCGCGACUUGGUACGAACUUUGCUAGUGAUGGGUUCGUUUGGGCUUCGCCCGAGCAGUUAUUCAAGCAAGAUCUGGGCAAUGGCCUUGUCCUUGAGAUCUACCUCCAGAAAUCCGGUUUUUUGCCGGGCGAGCAGGCAGCCCUACAUGCGCGGCGCAGGUUCCGCCUGGUCCCCGCCCAAGCCGGCAAUCCUCAUGCGCCCCAGCCCGACGUCAGUCUUUGGCUCGUCCACUACGGCCCCUCGGAACCGAACGAUCGAAUCCCCGUAAACAUGAUCCCGUUCGACGAGCGCGUCCAUGCCAUGAUAAAUACCCGACAGUAUCUUAAGAAGUGUGGUCAGAUCGCUCGGAAAGACUUUAUGCUCUCCGACCGCGUGAACUGGCCUCAGAUCGCCUUCCCCAGAGAAGGCGGCCGCCAGCAGCAAAUGUACGCGUCGCCGAUGAAUGCCCGUGGAGUACCACAGCAGAUGGCAUAUCCCCCCCAGGCCCCAACCGGACCCCCCGCCAAGCGAGCAAGACAUGCAUCUACGUCACAAGCACACCCUGCCCCGCAGCCGGUACAACCUGUGCCGCCCCCCGAGGCUGCCGUCUACGAUGAUGAGGAAGACACGUCGCGAGGAGAUAUGUUCGAUCAAGUCACAGCACGAGAGAUCGCUCUUAGUCGCUACCAGCAGAAUCACGAGUGGAUGGAGGAGAUCUUGUCAUCCGCCUACCGGAUUGACCAGAUCAGUCCUCCUGACCUGGGUCUUGGGUUCAAGGGUCAGCUUGCUUCCCUUACUGAGGGCAUAUUCCCUGCGCAGGGCGGCGAAGCCCUAGAAACCGCCAUUGAAAGGUCCUAUUCGUCUGGCCUGGAUCCUAAACUUGCGGAGGAAUUUCAAAAGCGGAUAACCAACUUCAUGGAGUCCUCCAAGGCCGAAAUUGAGGCCAUGAAAGCCAACCACGAGAAGGCGCUAGCCCAAAUCAAGGAAAGUGCCGUCAUUGUCCAGGCCGAAAAGGAUCUUAGGGACACUGCGGAUGCCGUUGGCGAUGAGCCUUGGCGCUUGGAGGGUAGGGUUGAAGAAGAAGAAGAUGAGGAAUCAAGCGGAUCCCUGCCGCAGAAGCCGAAGAAGAAGGUCGAAGAGAUUGUCUCUGAGGUCGAGAGCCGGUUGAACCGAAAGACUCGAUCCCUACGCCCCGUGUCCCGAAUCCAGGACGGUGGUUACCAGCCGCCUGCCCCCGAGCCGGAGCCCCCUGCGGCAGUGCCCUCCGUUUCCGUGUCGGCAGGAGCCCCAGGGGGUUUAGCGCCUACUUCACAGCAAGUGUCGGCUGCGCCAUCACAGCAGGGCGGUAUGGAUGACCCGGAUCUUGAGAUGGGUGGAACGGCAGGGGAGCUUCUUAGCCAGAUGCAGCCAGGCAUGUCGUCUGCGUCUACGCCGGGGGCUCACAACACCUCAGCCCUUCCAUCGGCCGUAGCCACCCCUGGAGACAUUGGCGCCCCGUCGCCCGCGGCUCCAGCGCCAGCACUUCCGGAACAGAAAGCGCCCCAGCCUACGGGAGGCGAUACUAUCAUGGGAAACACAGAACCCUCUGCUCAGAACGUGCCCCCGACCGCCCCCGAUCAAGGUACAGGCAGCGGCGACUGGGUCAUGGUGCCGAAGGGUGGGGCCUCACCUGAUGCGAAUGCUCAAGCAGCGUCCGGUUCCGGAUCAGCGUCUGCAUCCAAGGGAACACCGGCAGCCGUUUCAGUAGCAGGAUCUGUCCCCGCGAAGCAGCCGUCGGCGGUUGGCACGCCGGCGGAUGGCGGUUCAACGACGUUUGAAAAUGAUUUUAGCUCAUUGGGCGACUUAGAUACUGCAGGUGAUGCUUUGGCUUCCUACGAGGCGCCGACCGGUACGGAUCUCGGCGAUGGUCUAGACCUUAACAUGGAUAUGGACGAUUCUGCCUUUGGAGAGGCCUUCCAGGGUGUUUCCCAAUCGGGGACACCGGCGGACGGUAAUCCCGAUGGCAUCUGA
This is a messenger RNA of Scedosporium apiospermum, 2208 nucleotides long. RefSeq lists its product as uncharacterized. The record is from RefSeq and is a predicted model, not a curated record. Lineage: Eukaryota; Fungi; Ascomycota; Sordariomycetes; Microascales; Microascaceae. The coding region runs from base 1 to 2208 and encodes 735 amino acids. Gene Ontology annotation, biological process: chromatin remodeling. The transcript has 3 exons.